GCCCCUUGCGAAGUUGCGACCCAUUCUGUGAGAGAGAGGGUGUAGAGAGCAAGAUCAUCUCUAUAUUCCGAAACGCUGUCCUGAGUCGUUAUAUCGCGGAUACUCACAUAGCAAACAUGGUACUGGACCUGGAUCUAUUUCGUGAGGACAAGGGGGGACAACCAGAGCUUGUGAGGGAGACACAGCGAAAACGAUUUAAAGAUCCGGAGCUAGUGGAGGCCCUUCUCAAAUCAGACACUGCAUGGAGAAGAUGCAGGUUUCAGACGGACAAUCUUAACAAACAGAAAAAUCUGUGCAGCAAAACAAUUGGUGAAAAGAUGAAGAAGAAGGAGCCAAUAGGCGAUAGUGACAUUCUUCCAGAAAAUGCUCAGAAUUUGGAUCAGCUAACUGCAGAACUCCUUACUGGUCUGUCAGUAACACAGAUAAAAAGUUACGAGUUCCUAGUAGAGGAGCAAUAGUGGCAACAGAUGCAGAGCGAGUGAGGACUAGAAGCUGAGAGGUUUGAGAGUCUGCGUGAGAUUGGAAACUUGCUUCGAUCACAUCUGGUCCCGAUCAGUAAUGAUGAGGACAAGGAUAACAAAGUAGAGCGCACCUUUGGAGACUGUGAGGUGAGGAAGCGAUAUUCCCAUGUGGAUCUUGUGGUCAUGGUAGAUGGCUUUGAAGGAGAAAAAGGAGCGGUUGUUGCUGGGAGCCGAGGGUACUUCUUAAAGGGACCGCUGGUAUUUCUUGAGCAAGCCAUUAUUCAGCUUGCCCUGCAGACCCUGGCAGCUAAGGGAUACACCCCAAUCUACACCCCAUUUUUCAUGAGGAAAGAGGUGAUGCAGGAAGUAGCCCAACUCAGCCAGUUUGAUGAGGAGCUGUACAAGGUAUGCUCAUGGUAAUUGGGAAAGGGCAGUGAGAAGUCUGAUGACAGUUCCGUUGAUGAGAAAUACCUGAUUGCCACUUCAGAACAGCCGAUUGCUGCACUACACAGAGACGAAUGGCUUAAACCUGAGGACCUUCCCAUCAAAUAUGCUGGACUAUCAACCUGCUUUCGCCAGGAAGUAGGAUCUCAUGGUAGAGACACACGAGGCAUCUUCAGGGUGCACCAGUUUGAGAAAGGUGAGCAGUUUGUAUAUGCCUCCCCUCAUGACAACAAAUCUUGGGAAGUUUUGAAGAGAUGAUUGGAACAGCAGAAGAGUUUUUAUAAAUUGUUGGGUAUCCCAUACCGUAUUGUCAACAUUGUGUCAGGUGCUCUGAAUCAUGCAGCUAGUAAGAAACUAGAUUUAGAGGCCUGGUUUCCAGGAUCUGAAGCUUUCAGAGAGCUGGUCUCUUGUUCCAACUGCACAGAUUACCAGGCUCGACGGUUGCGUAUCCGCUAUGGGCAGACAAAGAAAAUGAAUGACAAGGUAGAAUUUGUGCACAUGUUAAAUGCCACUAUGUGCGCCACUACACGCACUAUCUGCGCCAUACUAGAGAACUAUCAAACUGACGAGGGAAUCAUUGUACCAGAGAAACUUAGGGACUUCAUGCCACCUGGUCUAAAGGAGAUAAUUAAAUUUGUAAAACCAGCCCCCAUCGACCUGGAAAUUACAAAGAAACAGAAAAAACAGCAAGAUGGAAAAAAAAAGAAUGAACCCAGCAAUUUAGAGAUUAAGCUGCAGAAUAUGGAAGUGAAUAGCUCUUAAAUCAUACUUCUCCUUGUCCUGCACGUCCUAUCUUAAUGUUUUUCCCAUCCUAAUGUUCCACAAUUUAUUGGAGGUGUGAUGAGGACUUCUUUUAAUGCCGCCACCUCCUUCUCUGUCUCUGACAAAUCAUUGCUGCUAUCUGCAAAGAGAUGAGAGAAUUUCAAUGUUUCUUGCCCUGUAAAUCUAAUUGGGUUUGCAAUGAGAAGCUGAAAGAAAAAGAAUGUAAUAAAUAAGACAGUUGUUAUGA
Molecule: messenger RNA, 1914 nt
Organism: Bombina bombina (fire-bellied toad)
Lineage: Eukaryota; Metazoa; Chordata; Amphibia; Anura; Bombinatoridae
Gene: SARS1
Product: seryl-tRNA synthetase 1
Biological process (GO): seryl-tRNA aminoacylation
Cellular component (GO): cytosol
Molecular function (GO): tRNA binding; serine-tRNA ligase activity; ATP binding
Source: RefSeq, a predicted model, not a curated record